This is a messenger RNA of Sphenostylis stenocarpa, 942 nucleotides long. The record is from the annotation of a GenBank genome assembly. NCBI's taxonomy places the organism in Eukaryota, Viridiplantae, Streptophyta, Magnoliopsida, Fabales, Fabaceae.
AUGCCUAGCAACAGUCCUUAUGGUUCAACGUACUUUAAACAUCCUUCUGGGCGUAUGUCAAAUGGACGACUAAUCAUAGAUUUCAUAGCACAAGCAUAUGGGUUGCCAAUGUUGCCACCUUAUUUGAACCUCACAGAAGGACAAGACAUUAAAAAAGGAGUAAAUUUUGCAUAUGCGGGCUCAACUGCACUCAACAAAUUUUUCUUUGAGCAAAAGAAAAUGAACGUAGUUGGAGCAACUUAUUCAUUGAGUACUCAAUUUGAUUGGUUUAAGAAGCUCAAACCCUCCCUUUGUGGAAGCAAAGAAGAGUGUCAUAGCUACUUCAAAAAUUCACUGUUUCUAGUGGGAGAGAUCGGUGGAAAUGACCUUAAUGCUAUUAUCCCACAUAAAAAUAUUGCAGAACUUCAAGAUAUGGUUCCAUUAAUAGUGGAAUCAAUUAUUAAUACCACCUCGAAUUUAAUAGAAGAAGGAGCUGUACAACUAGUGGUUCCAGGAAACUUCCCAAUUGGAUGCAACUCUGCUGUUUUGGCAACCGUGAAUAGUGAUAAUAAAGAUGAUUAUGAUCAAUUUGGGUGUUUAACAUCUUAUAAUACCCUAAUUGAGAACUAUAACGAACAACUCAAAAAGAACAUAGAGACAUUACGACAAAAGAACACACAUGUUACUAUAACAUAUUUUGAUUACUAUGGUGCUACAAUACGAUUUUCUUCCGGCAAGAUUGAGACUUUCAAAGCAUGUUGUGGAAAAGGUGAACCUUAUAAUCUUAGUUUAGAAAUAUAUUGUGGAAGUCCAGCCGCUACAGUUUGUUCAGAUCCUUCAAAACAAAUAAAUUGGGAUGGACCACAUUUUACUGAAGCAGCAUAUAGGUUAAUAGCGAUGUGGCUAAUUGAUGGUUCUUUUGCUAAUCCUUCUCUCAAAUCUCCUAUUUUCAAGAUAGCCUAG